CGAGAUUCGAGACAAUAAUCCAAAGGCGGCUACUUCGAUCACAGUCAAUCACGCAAUCUGAAACAUUCGAUCCCCUUCAACAUAUGAUUCACAAGAAUGCAUUGCCAAGGAUGUGAAAGUCCUUGUAUCCGGCGCGUUCGUGAAUUGACUUGCGUCUUAGCUUCUCGUGACCGCACUAGGCUUGUCAAAGAUCCUCAAGUUGCCUAAUAAACAGCAGGCUGCACGUUCAGACUCUCGAGCCCAGUGAGUAUACCAGACACACUCGCAAUGCACACCUGCUUGCAGAUUUCGGAGAUUUUGAGAAUCAUUUUUGCAGAAGUGACACAGGUCACAGGUGGCGGCGUACAACCAUCAUAUGCCCUGUACCACCUGGCGUUGACGUGUCGAGCUUUCCGAGAGCCGGCGCUGGACGCCCUGUGGGCACAUAUACCAACGCCGGAUGUACUUGUCAUGUGCUUGCCUCAGGACGCUCGUUCUCAACCCAUGCUAAAAAUGACCAUGGAGAAUUUUGACCAGUUCGAAUGCACGCCUUCCGGGAUCGCCGCAGCAUUCAGGGUGAGGCUUCUCAGACCCUUGACCACUGAUGAUUGGGCUACCUUUCAAAUGUAUGCGCGUCGCGUACGCUCGCUCACUUUCGCAAAAUAUGAUGCUGAGUCCUACGCCCUGAUGAGAGAUCGCGGGCUGCACGAUAGCGCUGCGCUUGCUCUCCUGGGCUCUCCUGCUUUACCAUUCUCCCCGUUUCCUCUGCUUCGCGAGCUAUACUGGAAUGACCAGCGCGAUGUGCUUCUGCCUUGCCUCCAGCGCUGCAUUUCCAACUCCCUCACUCGACUAGUCAUUCAUUCGGAGCUUUGGCCAUCAGCAAUGGUCGAUCUCGUCGCAGGUCUAGGGAAGGCUUGUCCUAUGGUCAAAGAAUUUCGUUGCUCGAUGCCGCCCGCUAGUGCAUGUGCCAUGAUUUCUGAUAUCGUCACCUACUGGGAUGAUCUGGAGAUCUUAGAGAUGGGAGUAGUGAAUGCGCAGCAGGCAUUGCAGCAUCUUGCUUCCCUGGAGAAGCUGAGAGAGUUGAAGAUGCUCGUGCCAGAAGGUCACAGCCUGGACGAAGACUUGGCAUCGACGUUCAGCGUCAAGUUUUCGUUGGACGAGUUCAGUAUAACUGCUGCAAGGAUCGAGCCGCUUCUCGCUUUUUUGGCGCCUUUGAAAAUUUCUGCGAAGAGCGCGAAUCUGAAAAUCGACACAGCUUCAAAUGCGGAUGAUCUCGGCCAACUACUUUCCUCCCUCAUAGAGCACUUCUAUCCCAACGUUUUAGAAUCAUUGGAUGUUUGGAUGGCUCGCCCCACUGACCCCACCAAUCACGCCCUUUCCGAACUGAGUGCUUCCAUCUUUCAAAAGAUCCGGGCCUUUACAGGGCUCACCAAUCUUAAUCUCAGUUCAAUCCAUGCCUCUAUGACCGACCAUGAACUUCUAGACCUCAUUUCGGCUUGGCCGAAAAUGGAACAUUUUUACCUUAACACGGCCUGGGAUUGGGGGGUGGCCCGCUUGAGGGUAACGUUUCAUGGGCUUGCCGGUAUCCUCGAGCGCUGUCCAAAUCUGCGUUCCCUAGGGGUCGACCUAGACACCUCGCCUCCCCACGACCCACCUGUCUACGUUGAUAACCAAUACACUGGCAUCGCCAGGGAUAAAGUCACUGAACUCAACGUUGGGUCUGCGGAAUGCAACGACGUCGAGACCAUUGGUAGCCUGCUAGCUGAAAUGUGUCCCAACUUGAUUUCCAUCGGUCGCGCGUGUCCCGUAAAUCUCAAUUACGAAGAUCCUUCCGCAAAUAACGAAUGGUUUGAUGGGGAAGCAAAAUGGGAAGAGGUUAGAGGGUUCAUAGCUCAGAGGAGAAGUGGGCAGCUGGAGCAGAACAAUGUGUAGGAUUAUUACACUAGCGGUGUCUGAUGUAAAGAAUUGGUGCUGUUCACACGAACAGGUUGUAAAAGCGACUGCUAGUGAUCAUGUCUACUAGUAUUCAGUAAGGUAUGCAACCAAACUUGUUGGACUUUGAUGCAAAUGUCACUCCUUCACAUAAGCUCGUACACUCUGUUUUAUCCGAUUAUGACCAAAGGGCUUCAAUAUUUGGAGGUGUCCGCGUCGCGAGCCUCCUCGAGUAGCUUUCAGCGGACCUGAGCCUGCUGCAUGGCAUUACUUUGAGCAUGACCACGGUCGCAUCGGGUCUUCCUAAGAAUCUACAGUGCGUGUUGGAUACGUCAAUACUUAACCAGUAAAUUGCCAGGCCUGUGCGCUAGUAUCUCCGCCUUCGGAGUUCGCUAAGACCGUCCAAGGCCUAGGCAAAUCCCUCCGAUCAG
Messenger RNA from Suillus fuscotomentosus, 2342 nucleotides. RefSeq lists its product as uncharacterized. The transcript has 4 exons. NCBI's taxonomy places the organism in Eukaryota, Fungi, Basidiomycota, Agaricomycetes, Boletales, Suillaceae. The record is from RefSeq and is a predicted model, not a curated record. Bases 268 to 1911 code for a protein of 547 amino acids.